AUGGCCCAAGAACUCAAAGCAAAGGGCAAUGAGCUCUACAAAUCUGGGGAUUACAGCGGUGCCGAAGACUUGUACUCCCAGGCAAUCCAAAAGAACCCCAGUGACCCAACCUUCUUCACAAACCGCGCGAUAACACGAAGCAAACUUGCCAAAUGGGCCGACGUUGAACAUGACGCGCGAGCCGCAAUCGAGAUAUACGGUCUCAAGAACCCCGUCGCGCUCAAGAGCUACUACUACCUCGCACAGGCACUCCUAGGCCUCCAGCGCCCACAAGAAGCACUCGACGUCGCGUCCGAAGCUUACCAACAGAGUCUAGCAGCAAAGAAUGCCCAAUCAGAGAAUCUGUCGCAGACGGUCCUGCGCGCGAAGCAGCAGAUCUGGGCUGCGCGGGAGACUUCUCGGGUGCGCCAGCUGAAUGAGACACUGGGUUCUAUGGAGGCGCUCAUUGAGGCCGAUGUGACGCGGGCGCUGGCGGAGUUGCAGGGUCGCUUGGAGCGCGGGGAGAUUGGGGAGAUUGGGUUCGGGGAGGACCAGAAGGCGCUGCGGGAGGAUGCGGAGACUAAAGUUAGGCAUUUGAGGGAGGCAUUUCGAGUUGCUUCCAAGGGAGAGGUUCAGGAAAGGGUUGUUCCGGACUAUCUCAUUGAUGGCAUCACAUUUGAGAUCAUGCAUGAUCCUGUCAUUACACCGUCCGGGGUCAGUUUCGAUCGCUUGGGCAUCACCAAGUAUGUCGAGAAGUCGGGCGUCGAUCCUUUGACUCGGGCUCCUAUCAGUGUCAAUGAUCUGCGGAACAACUAUGCCCUCAAGGCAGUUUGUGAGGAAUUCCUCACCCACAAUGGAUGGGCGGUGGAUUGGUGA
Messenger RNA from Penicillium roqueforti, 855 nucleotides. RefSeq names its product putative U-box domain protein. NCBI's taxonomy places the organism in Eukaryota, Fungi, Ascomycota, Eurotiomycetes, Eurotiales, Aspergillaceae. The record is from RefSeq and is a predicted model, not a curated record. The transcript has 3 exons. Bases 1 to 855 code for a protein of 284 amino acids. Gene Ontology annotation, cellular component: cytoplasm. Gene Ontology annotation, biological process: positive regulation of proteolysis; protein quality control for misfolded or incompletely synthesized proteins; proteasome-mediated ubiquitin-dependent protein catabolic process. Gene Ontology annotation, molecular function: protein-folding chaperone binding; ubiquitin protein ligase activity.